AUGACUUUGGAUGAGAUUUUUGCUACAAGUAAUGUACAGGCGUUAUCCUGGCAUAGUUUUGAAAAUAUACUGACAAACUCGCCGCUGAACGAGCGCAUUGACAUCGAGCUCAACAAACUGCCAGUGGAUGAGGCUUGUCAAUACUUGUGGGAGCUGAGCGACAAGAAUCUACAAGCCGAGGAGUUGGCCACGCUGCAGGUUUUGGCCAGCAUUAUUUACCUGUUGCCGGAUGACCAGAAACUACUGAAGAAGGCACGUCGAGUGCUUUUGAGGAAGUCCUUUCAGGCACAAGCCUCAUUGGAUCCGAUGCUAGUCCAUUACUUUAGCGAGAAUCUACUUAACUACUUUAACCUAAGUCGUCGAUCGAACGUUGGAUUUAUCCUGAAUAUUGCCAACUUUAUAUCUACGAAAUGUGCUCUGGGAAAGGCGGUUGCCGUCUGUUUGUUUUGGGGCAUUGUCUUUCAGUGUGGAGAGAGUCCCAUUCUCAUACAUCAACAUCGUGAUUUGGGUGAAUUGAAUGGCAUUCUGAGAGACGUUCCCCUGGACACCAUUAGCAUGGAUAUAUUCUGUAUUCUGUUGCACACAGUCGGAUGUCUGCUGCACUUGAUGCUGUGCAACAAGUGGCAAUCGGAGUUCCAGGCCAACGGUUACUCGUCCUUUUACUUUCGUCUGCUGCCACAGGAUAGACUUAAUCUUCGGGCAUGGCUCCAGCAAUCCCUUCAAUCAAUUCAGUCACAAUAUAGGAAAAUUCCGCAUCGCAUUCGUUGUGAAGCAGACAAGAUUCUGGCCUCGAUGGAUUAUCUGGAAUCGAACUCUGCCCAAUGGUGCCUCGUCUGCCAAAGCGAAAGCAGUGAAAAGACCGAGGUCUGUGUCCUCGGACAGAUCAACAAUAUAUACGAUUGCUCAAAGGUCUAAUCACAAAUUGUAUUCCCAAUGUAACUUCAAUUCGAAUUCCAUCAGCAUGUUUAAUAAAUAAGCAUCGACAAGGCC
Molecule: messenger RNA, 990 nt
Organism: Drosophila innubila
Lineage: Eukaryota; Metazoa; Arthropoda; Insecta; Diptera; Drosophilidae
Exons: 3
Coding region: 1-915 (304 amino acids)
Source: RefSeq, a predicted model, not a curated record